This is a messenger RNA of Myotis brandtii (Brandt's bat), 3520 nucleotides long. It is a transcript of the gene FADS1, whose product is annotated as fatty acid desaturase 1. The record is from RefSeq and is a predicted model, not a curated record. Gene Ontology annotation, molecular function: oxidoreductase activity, acting on paired donors, with oxidation of a pair of donors resulting in the reduction of molecular oxygen to two molecules of water. Gene Ontology annotation, cellular component: membrane. The transcript has 15 exons. Bases 1 to 1368 code for a protein of 455 amino acids. Lineage: Eukaryota; Metazoa; Chordata; Mammalia; Chiroptera; Vespertilionidae. Gene Ontology annotation, biological process: lipid metabolic process.
AUGUCCAAGGCCACUCUGAGCAUGGGAGUCUUAAUCAGGGUGUCCAAGGACUAUACACAGCUGCAGUCCCGUGUGGCUACCCAGCGGGGUCAGUGCGCCCCGGCCCGCGCCUUCCGCUUCCCCUUCUGGACCACCCAGCACUCAGCCUCCAUGCUGACCUUGGGUGGGAGCCCUCCCAGAGUCCUGGGGGGGCCGCGCUGGCUUCCUCACGGUCCUGCCUUCGCCCCACCUUUGCAGGACCCCUUUGUGGCAUUCCACAUCAACAAGGGCCUGGUGAGGAAGUACAUGAACUCGCUCCUGAUCGGAGAGCUGGCUCCGGAGCAGCCCAGCUUCGAGCCCACGAAGAAUAAAGAGCUGACCGAUGAGUUCCGGGAGCUGCGGGCGGCCGUGGAGCAGAUGGGGCUCAUGAAGGCCAACCGCGCCUUCUUCCUGCUGCACCUGCUGCACAUCCUGCUGCUGGACGCGGCCGCCUGGCUCACGCUGCGGGCCUUCGGGACGUCCUUCGUGCCCUUCGUCCUCUGCGCGGUGCUGCUCAGUGCAGUUCAGGCCCAGGCUGGCUGGCUGCAGCACGACUUCGGGCACCUGUCUGUCUUCGGCACCUCUAGGUGGAACCACCUGCUACAUCAUUUCGUGAUCGGCCACCUGAAGGGGGCCCCCGCCAGCUGGUGGAACCACAUGCACUUCCAGCACCACGCCAAGCCCAACUGCUUCCGCAAAGACCCAGACAUCAACAUGCACCCCUUCUUCUUCGCCUUGGGGAAGAUCCUCUCUGUGGAGCUUGGGAAACAGAAGAAAAAGUACAUGCCGUACAACCACCAGCACAAAUACUUCUUCCUGAUUGGGCCCCCAGCCUUGCUACCUCUCUACUUCCAGUGGUACAUCUUCUACUUCGUUAUCCAGCGGAAGAAGUGGGUGGACCUGGCCUGGAUGAUCACCUUCUACGUCCGCAUCGCCCUCACUUACCUGCCGUUGCUGGGGGUGAAGGGCCUCCUGGGCCUUUUCUUCGUGGUCAGGUUCCUGGAAAGCAACUGGUUUGUGUGGGUGACACAGAUGAACCAUAUCCCCAUGCACAUUGACCACGACCAGAACAGGGACUGGGUCUCCACCCAGCUCCAGGCAACGUGCAACGUGCACAAGUCGGCCUUCAAUGACUGGUUCAGUGGGCACCUCAACUUCCAGAUUGAACACCACCUUUUCCCCACGAUGCCGCGACACAAUUACCACAAAGUGGCUCCCCUGGUGCGCUCCCUGUGUGCCAAGCACGGCAUCGAGUACCAGUCCAAGCCCCUGCUCGCGGCCUUCGCGGACAUUGUUCGCUCCCUGAAGGAGUCGGGGCAGCUCUGGCUGGAUGCCUACCUUCACCAAUAACAGCAGCCCCCCUCCCGGAAGAGGAGCCUCCGGAGCCAACGCAGAAGGAAGCCCCAGGGACAGGCCACUACAAUCCUAACAUCCAGAGGGGGGCGGUUUGAGGAGAUCAAGGCUCGGGCUCAAACCCCUCCCCUUGACCUUCUAGGCAGAUUUAGGACCCAAAGAGGGAGGGGAACAUGACAGCCCCUGGAGGAAGGGUGGAGCUGUUAGGGCAGGGAUGUGAGUUUGUUUCUUUUUUCUAGUGUCAGAUGUAGGUGGUUGGUGAGCAAGAGGGAGUCGGGAAGGUGUGAGAAGAAUAGGGAGGACCAACUGAGCCCAGGAAUCAGGAAGUUUAGCAGUAAAAUUCCACCCAGAAAGGGGUGAGCUCAUCUUCCUGGUCCACUCCACCCUCCUUUGCAAACCUGAGGUCCGCAGGGUGGAGGGAGGUGGAGCAGCUGAACCUUUGGAGCCAGACUUAGGAAGCAUCAGUGCUUAGAACUCGGAGGCCAGCCUCACGCAGUGCCUGGGGGCUCAGCCCACUCUAGCGCCACCAAGUCUGUGACCUCCAAGAGCCUCAGGUUCCUGGAGAAGCAAUUUCUCCACUUGCAGAAGCACGCAGGGCAAAGGCCGGCUGCGGUACGGAAGACAUCUGGCCCCGAAGGAUCCUGCUGAUGUUGGUCCCACGUUCCACCCAGAGUCCCAAGGGAGCAUUAGGUCCUGGGUCCUGCCAAAAUGUCAGCAGAGUUACUGGCCAUUAAGACUCCCUUCGGCUUUUCCCCUCUGACCAGCACCUAAGGAGUGACAAUUCCCAGGACAGGGCGUCCACUUCCUGCUCCAUCAGCAAGUGAGCAGACGGGGCACCUUGAUUUUCUCCUCCUCAGAGACAAACGGGGGCCUAUUGGGUUCUUUGCUUCCCUCUCUGUAACGCCAAGUUUAAUACAACAGCGUCCGUGAGCACAAGGGGCCAAGCGGGGAGACACCGACCCAGCAGGCAGGAGGGGACCCAGGGCUGAUGGUAGAGAAGAUGGGGCUGGAAGAAUGCCCUUCAUGUGGGUCAUCUACAGCAUCACUCUGAGCAGGAGCAGUGGGGCUCAGUGUAAUCGCUUCCUAGCUCUAAACCAGAAACGGAGUAAACACACAGAAGUUCGUGGUCAUGGGAUCGUCUGUUGCUGUCGUUAGGCAUCUCACUGUCAGCUCUGUUCAAGGGUCUCUCUCUGCUGGAGACCAGGUAGGAAUUUAGGAUGGUCUCUCAUUAGUUUAAUACAGAGAUGCCAAUUUUUUAAAUCUGCUUUUUAAAAGAGAAAGUUUAACCCAUCUCUAGAGAGCAAGCAGCAGUGUGCCCCAGGAGCCGGGCCUUAACUGCAGGACUUGUCAUCAGCGUUCACACCCUCUCUGCUCCCUGCACCCGUGCCAUUCAGCACCCACCCCGGGCGGAUUGAGCCUUCGGGGCCCCGGGAGAGUUGGCUGUUCGUUUUGGGAGACGUUGGGAGGGGACUAGAGGCACCACCUGUGGAAAGGAUGUUGUGAUUAGAGGUUUGUCAAAACAAAAAAAUGUAAAAAACAGAGAAAUGGGGGGAACAGGUAACAGGAGUUCGGAUCUUUUUCAUUUGGGCAGAACCUGGUUUAAAUUAGACGCACAAUUGAAGCAUUGGCUUCCUCACUCCAAAAUGGGUGCUGACCCCCCGCCCCCCAAUUCCCCGCUACCUGAGGUGGGUGUGGUGUCACCAGCUGCCAAGCUCUCCGGCUUUGGGCCCAGGCUGAGCAAACCCAGCGAAGCUACCUGAGCCAAGCCCAGGUCCUCAAAGCACCUCAAACGUGUGGCCUUCUCCUGAGCCUGGGCCAGUGUGGUCUCAUGGCCACUAACGGACACACCGGUGACAAAGGGCUCCGAUGGUCACGGUGGGAACAUGAGUGAUCUCAAAUCCCAUGACAGCUGAGGAGACAGGCUGAGAUAGAACAAGUCGCCUCCCGUCACAGAUUGUGGCAGAACUAACAUUUGAACUCACUUUUGAAAAACUCCCAAUGUUUGCGUUAGUCACUUUCAUCUUCCCCCCCACUUGGCCAGAGGCAUUUUCUGUAACCAGGCCCAGCAUCGCUAUCCUUCUGUACCUGCCAACUUUGUUACCACAUCCUGACGGAGGAAAGCUGAAAAAUAAAGCAGAUUUUGACCAAA